This is a messenger RNA of Moneuplotes crassus, 1558 nucleotides long. The record is from the annotation of a GenBank genome assembly. Lineage: Eukaryota; Ciliophora; Spirotrichea; Euplotida; Euplotidae.
UGGAAAUUUAUCAGAAAUGGAUGAUUCUGAGACUCUUGUUAAAUUUGAAUACGAAUAUUACAAUGAGAAGAAUCCUGUUAUUAGGCUCUACACGAGGAAGAAUGAAGGAGCCAGCUGGAUUAGGAGCAAGACAUCCAUGGAUCCAGAUCCUAAAAAUAAAUACAACCACUUCUUAUAUCAUAAGGUUAAUUCAAGGAGGUUUCAGUAUACCUUCAGAGUCAAAACCUCCAAAGGAAAUUUCGAUGAUCCUGUCUUGAUUAGGACAGCUGAUCUCGAUGAAAUCCCUGACAAAGACUAUCAUCAAGGUUUCCCUACAGUUAAGAAUUCAUGGGGUAUUUUUUGUGUCAAAUUUGAAGUACGGUGUGAAAUCGGAUCUCAAAAUGACCUCCAAGUCUCAACUAAAAUCAGGGAGAGAGGGGCUACAGGAGGUUCUCAGUACACAAAAUUCAAGACUAUGAGAAAGAUGAACGCUGAUGAAUACCCUCGAAAUCCUCCUCAAGAUCUUACAAUGUUCUAUAGUGGGGUUAUCUACACUGACAAACUUUAUCUAUCAGUCAAAGAAGUCUUGAAAAAGAUGCAUUUCAAGCUAAGGCUGCAUAAUCCUGGCUUGGACCCUGAAGAUCAGGAUAUCUAUAUACAUAAUCCUUUGAAGAAAACCUCUAGAGAAUAUGGGACUAUUUUCGAUGAUGAGAUAUACACUAGUUUGUUUUCAGAAUUAACUGCAAGAGGAUCUAUCGACAAGAAACUUGUUUAUACUCCUUACAAAAAUGACGAUGAAUUUCUUAGACAAAGAGAUGAGGAGAAAGACCGGAGAUCCUCUAGAGAAUUUGAAGAUCAUCCUGACCAAUAUGAGAGAGACAGAAGUUUUGGGCCUGAAGAAGAGUCCAAAUAUGGAGCUCACAAUGAAGAGUUUUAUGAGAAACAAGAGGAAUAUUACCCUCAAGAUAUGGACUUAGGUGAUGAAGAAGAUUAUAUGGAUGCCAGAUAUAAUUACGAAGAUAAAUAUGAUAGAGACAAUUCACACCCUGGCCAUGCUCAAUAUUUUCGAGAAGAAAGUAAAAGUGAGGAAGACAGGGAUCAAGAUGCUGAAGAGCUAUCAGCUGAAGAUAACCAGGAAGUAGAAGGCCAAAACCCAAUUCUUAACUUGAUUUCUCUCUCUGCAAAUGUAUUCUGUGCUUCAUUUCCCCAAACAGAGACAGAGUUUGCGUCUUUUCUAUAUCAUCAUGUGAAAGGAGUUCUUUGAAUCUCAAAGCAUCUGAUAGGUCUAAUUAUUCUGAGGAAGGCUAUCUGCCUAAUGAAAAUGUUCAGCAACUAAUCUUAAUGAAUAAUGGUAAUAAGAUUUUGUCUAAGAUAAGCAACUAUGAGAUUCCAGAUUCCAAUGAUUCUAAGUACAAUUUCCGGCUUACGAUGGCAGCCAAUGAGAUAUCUCACUUAAUUUAUAAGGACAAGCUGAGAGUGUGUGUCCUGUAUAGUCCCUCUGAUCAGGAAGUAGCUGAAGGGCUGAUUGAUUUCAUCUUUAAUAAUCCUAUCGAGGACUAAACCCGUGCUAAUUUUUAUG